Messenger RNA from Kwoniella shivajii, 447 nucleotides. RefSeq lists its product as uncharacterized. Gene Ontology annotation, biological process: mRNA splicing, via spliceosome. The transcript has 6 exons. The coding region runs from base 1 to 447 and encodes 148 amino acids. Gene Ontology annotation, cellular component: spliceosomal complex; nucleus. NCBI's taxonomy places the organism in Eukaryota, Fungi, Basidiomycota, Tremellomycetes, Tremellales, Cryptococcaceae. The record is from RefSeq and is a predicted model, not a curated record.
AUGCCUAAAAUCAGGACACAGAGGACGAAACCACCUCCUGAGGGAUAUGAAGAUAUCCAGGAUGUAUUGGAAGACUAUGAGAAGAAGAUGAGGGAUGCAGAGAAUGAAGAUCAUGAAGGUAAAAGAAAGGUCGAAUCUGUAUGGCCAGUAAUGAGAAUAUCACAUGCUAGAUCAAGGUAUAUAUACGAUUUAUACUACAAAAGAGAAUUGAUAUCUAGGGAAUUAUAUGAUUGGUUGAUCAAACAAGGAUAUGCAGAUGCAAAUUUAAUAGCGAAAUGGAAAAAGCAAGGAUACGAGAAGUUAUGCUGUGUGCGAUGUAUUCAAACUAAAGAUAUGAAUUUCCAAGGUUCAACAUGUAUAUGUCGUGUACCCAAGGCUCAGCUGAAGAAGGGCACAGUAGUGGAAUGUCCUCAUUGUGGUUGUCGAGGAUGUGCUUCUUCAGAUUAA